Molecule: messenger RNA, 2150 nt
Organism: Papilio polytes (common Mormon)
Lineage: Eukaryota; Metazoa; Arthropoda; Insecta; Lepidoptera; Papilionidae
Product: isocitrate dehydrogenase [NADP] cytoplasmic-like
Biological process (GO): isocitrate metabolic process
Cellular component (GO): mitochondrion
Molecular function (GO): magnesium ion binding; isocitrate dehydrogenase (NADP+) activity; NAD binding
Source: RefSeq, a predicted model, not a curated record
GCGCCAGGGAGCCGGCCGGCCUCAUUCAAUCGCAUAGCUUGCCACAGAAUAAAUAGCGUCGCAUCGCGUAUCCGCUCCAACAACGUUUUGUGUACACGUAUACGUGAGCCCGGUGCCGGUAUCAAACUAUCCUACUUGGAACAAAUACCGCAAAGCACAAUCAUUUGUAAGUCGUUGUCAGUGGGUAGUAGAUUUGUGAAGUAAAAUAUGGUCAGCAAAAAUGCAAGCCGGCUUCUACAGUGCCUUACAGAACACAGUACUUUGGUUCGAAAUUAUGGAACGGCAAAGCGUGUUGUGGCUUCAAAGCCAGUUGUUGAAAUGGAUGGAGAUGAGAUGACCAGAAUUAUAUGGGAAAAAAUUAAGGAGAAGCUCAUCUUUCCAUAUGUUAAGUUGGAUAGCUUAUACUACGACUUGGGCUUGCCGCACAGAGACGCCACCAACGACCAGGUGACCAUAGACGCGGCGCACGCCAUCCUCAAGCACAAUGUCGGCAUCAAAUGCGCCACCAUUACACCCGACGAACAGAGAGUUGAAGAGUUCAAGUUAAAAAAGAUGUGGCUGAGCCCUAACGGUACUAUCCGUAACAUCCUGGGCGGCACGUGCAAGAGCAUCCCACGCGUGGUGCCGGGCUGGACGCAGGCCAUCAUCAUCGGCAGACACGCGCACGGCGACCAGUACAAGGCUCAGGACUUUGUCGUACCACAACCCGGCAAGGUAGAGCUAGUGUACACAAAAGCAGACGGCACGACGGAGAGACGUUUGUUAUUCGACUUCAAAUCGCCGGGAGUGGCUCAGGGCAUGUACAACACAGAUGAAUCCAUACAAUCCUUCGCACACUCUAGUUUUCAAGUAGCGUUACAAAAGAAAUGGCCGCUGUACCUUUCCACAAAGAACACUAUCCUCAAGCAAUACGAUGGUCGCUUCAAGGAUAUCUUUCAAGAAAUAUAUGAGAGCACAUACAAGAAGCAGUUCGAGGAGGCGAAGAUCUGGUACGAGCACCGGCUGAUAGACGACAUGGUGGCGCAGGCCAUCAAGAGCUCCGGCGGUUUCGUGUGGGCCUGCAAGAACUACGACGGUGACGUGCAGUCAGAUGUGGUCGCACAGGGUUACGGUUCCCUGGGCAUGAUGACGUCAGUGCUGAUGUGUCCGGACGGGCGCACGGUGGAGUCGGAGGCGGCGCACGGCACGGUGACGCGCCACUACCGCCAGCACCAGCAGGGCAAGCCCACCUCCACCAACCCCGUCGCCUCCAUCUACGCCUGGACGCGCGGCCUGCUGCACCGCGCCAAGCUCGACGACACGCCGGACCUGGCCCGCUUCGCACUCGCUCUGGAGGAGGCUUGUGUCGAAUGCAUCGACAGCGGCAAAAUGACGAAGGACUUGGUUAUCUGCAUCCACGGCCUCGCCAACACCAAGGAGGGCAUGUACCUCCACACCGAGGACUUCCUGCAAGCCAUCGCAGACCAACUUGAACAUAAGCUAUCCAAGUAGACAACUUUGUUAAUUUUAAACACUAAAAUUCAAGUUUUUGUUCAUAAUUUAGUCACAAUUUUUUAAUGAAUUAUAGCUAUUUAAGAGUAAUAUUGAAUAUACUCGUAAGUAAACCAGUGAAAUGAGGAUCUAUAUUGAACAUAUACAUGAAGAUAUAUAAAACAAUUUUAUACUCUUCCCAUUUAGCAUUUUUGUAGUACUUAAGAUUGUGCUAAUAUUUUUUUCUUUUAAAAUACAUUAUGCAUUUUUAAAUUGUUUAAGUAAAUCAAUGUUAGUAUAGGUUUUAACCUCAAAUUCGGAUUAACGAAUCAAUUUUGGCAAAUUGAUAGUUAUUCGGAAUUUACAAAUUAUUAAGUUAUGUUUGUUGCUUCCUCGUGUAGUUUUAUUAUAAAAAAAUUAAAACUACUUUUUGAAACAUCUUGCCCGUGUCAGUGUCGCAACAACCAUCCACUCUCCUCAACUCUAUUCAAGUGGGUGGCGUAAGAAACCUGUCUAAGUUAUUAAAAUAAUUUUAGAUAAUAGUGGAAGCAAAUUUGUUUAAAGAAUCCAGUAUGAAAGUUUUAUGAUAAGCAUGAUACACUAUGUGAUUGCAUAUGCCUUAGGAAUUUAUACUUAUAUACAAAUCAAAUCGUAUUUUAAUAAAAUAUGUCUCAAAUCCA